Messenger RNA from Pelodiscus sinensis (Chinese soft-shelled turtle), 9266 nucleotides. The record is from RefSeq and is a predicted model, not a curated record. NCBI's taxonomy places the organism in Eukaryota, Metazoa, Chordata, Testudines, Trionychidae.
CCGGGCGGGGCCACCGGCCCCCCGCCGAGCCUGCGGGCCACCCUGCGGGGGGCCACCGAGGCCCUGAGCCACGCCACCAACUUCCUCAACAUGCUCUUCCAGACCAACGACAUCCGGGAGUCGAGCGUCAAGGAGGACACGGAGUGGUACCACGCCCUGGUGCGGAGCCUGGUGGAAGGGGAUCCCCAAGUCUACCGGGCCGUGCUGACCUUCCACGCCCACCCAGCCUCUGCCAAGCCCCAGCUGGUGCUCCAGGCCUCCAAGGAGAACAACGAGAUCUUGCUGCAGGAGCUGUCGGCCGAAGGCCCACGCAACGGGAGUGGGGAGGGCCAGGGGUUCCCCGGCCCGCUGGCCCCGCCGGGCCUCUCCCUGCGCAAGCGAGUCCUUGUCAACGACCUCAAGAGCCUGCACACGCCCAAGUGGCACCGGGGCGACAGCUACGUGAUGGACGCCAGCCACGUCCGGUGGUCGCCGCCCUUCCUGGAGUGCCAGGACAGCAAGUUCCUGCCCAGCUGGAUGGUGGCCCUCUCCUCCGCCUUCUAUGGGCUGAAGCCGGACCUGAGCCCUGAGUUCAAGGGCGUGGUGAGGAUGGACGUCAAGCUGCAGGACGUGGAAAUCAAUCCGUGCGCCAGCAGCCCGGGGUGGUUCACCGCCACGCACCAGUGUGAUCUCAACAGUACGCAGUGCGUCCCGCAGGAAAGCCGCGGCUUCGUCCUUGGAAGGUAACUCUGCCUGUGGCGGCCGGGCUUUUUGCCAGCAGACCCGGAGGGGAGCUCGGCCCGGGACGCAGGGCAGGACGGAGCGGCGACGGCUGGGAGCUUGCUGGCCUGCUGGCCCUGCAGGGAAGGCUGCGUGACGUGCGUGGACGACAGCCCCUGUUUGAUCCAGGAGGACUGGCCCCUCCGGGCGGCCGUCCUCGCGUUCCAGGCCUUCUGCAUGCUGGCCGUCUUCCUCAGCAUGCUGGUCUCCUACCACUUCCGGAAGAGCAAGAGGAUCCGGGCGUCAGGUGUUAUCCUGCUGGAGACCAUCCUCUUUGGAUCUCUGCUUCUUUACUUCCCUGUGUUUAUCUUGUACUUCAAGCCGAGCAUUUUCCGCUGCAUCGUCCUGCGCUGGGUGCGCAUGCUGGGCUUUGCCAUUGUCUACGGGACCAUCACCCUCAAGCUGUACAGGGUCCUGAAGGUGUUCCUCUCCCGCUCGGCCCAGCGAAUGCCCUACAUGAGCAGUGGGCGGGUGCUGAGGAUGCUGGGGCUGAUCCUGCUCCUGGUGCUCUGGUUCCUGGCCGCCUGGACGGUGGGGAUGCUGGAGAACAUCGACAAGAACAUCCCGCUGGUGAUCCGCUCCCGCACGGCCACAGGGCUCCAGUUCUACAUCUGCGACCACGACCGCUGGGACUACAUGAUGGUUGUGGCGGAGAUGCUCUUCUUACUCUGGGGGAGUUUCUUGUGCUACGCCACCCGGACGGUGCCCUCCGCCUUCCACGAGCCUCGCUACAUGGGCAUCGCCCUGCACAACGAGAUGAUCAUCUCGGCGGCCUUCCACGUGGUCAGGUUCGUGAUGGUCCCCUCCCUGCACCCCGACUGGACGCUGCUGCUGUUCUUCGUCCACACGCACGGCACCAUCACCCUGACCCUGGCGCUGCUCUUCGUCCCAAAGUUCCUGCAGGCGGGGGCGCCCCUGCGGGAGGAGAUCGCGGCCGAGGUCUACGAGGACGAGCUGGACAUGCGGCGCUCGGGCUCCUACCUGAACAACAGCAUCGCGUCGGCGUGGAGCGAGCACAGUCUUGACCCCGAUGACAUUCGGGAUGAAUUAAAAAAGCUCUACACACAGCUAGAGGUCCACAAAACCAAGAAGAUGACGGCCAACAACCCGCACCUCCAGAAAAAGCGGAGCUCCAAGCGGGGGCUGGGCCGCUCCAUUAUGAGGCGCCUCACCGAGAUCCCGGAGUCCGUGUCCCGGCAGUGCAGCAAACGGCUUCUGGACUCCAGCAGCUCCAGCGUGAAGGUGAAAGAGGACGCCUCCAAGCACAAAGCUUUCUCGCUGAGGAAGUCCCACAGCACCUACGACCACAUGCGGGAGCCCAAGGAGGGCGCCUUGCCCUCCAGGCAUGACAGCCUCGGCAAGGAACCCCCGCUGCUAGACUCCUUGAUGAGGAAAAAGCUGGCCAAGAAAGCCUCCGAGAGGGCCAACAGCGAGUCCCUGGACUCGGCCCCCCUCGUCUACAAGUCUGCCAGUGCCCACAACCUGCUGGCCGACAAGAAACCCCUGCACCCCAAACCCUCCCCCUUGCAGAAAUCCCUCAGCGUCCUGAUGAGUGCCAGGGAGAAGGCCCUGCUGCUGACCAGCCGGGCGUAUCUGGAAGACAGCUGCCAAGCGCCUGGAGAAAACGAGAGGGAGGUGAAGCCGGAAGCGUCCGCUCCUGAAACGCCACCCUCAAGGCACCCGGAGGGCGGGGAGCCUGCCGAGCAGGCCUUAGAGGCUGCCAAGCAGCCGCAGAGCGAUGAUGCGCCCCAAGGGACCGAGAGCUCCCUCCGGCAGGACAGCUCUGACCGGGCUGCCGUUUGUCCCUGGGAAGGGGACGCGACCCCGCAAGACAAGGCGCAGAAACACGUCACGUACGCCCCGAUAAAAAGCAUCAGCGUGGACAGCUCCCAGCUGGCGGGCAGGGCGCCCCUGGCCGGCAAGAGAACACCCCCGCAGCCGCCCGUCAGGUACCAAAGCCUGGCUCACAGCCUCGAAAGGAGUGAGCAAACACGGCCUGCCACGGAUAUGCCCCGUCAGGGCUCCAAAGACAACACUGCGCGGAUCAACAUCUGUCCGUGGGAGGUGGAGGAGCUUCCGGGAACGACUGAGGAGGCAGAGUGGGGAGACGAGAACGUGCAGCCUCCGUCCGCGGCAGGGCACGGCCGGCUGCUGCCUGCACCUUCCUUCGCGGCAGAAAUAUGCCCGUGGGAACUGGCGGAGGAGGAGGUUUUGAAGCCGAGCCAGCAGGAGAAGCCGAGCGAACCUGGCGGCACUGAGAAACCACCCGGCUCGCUAGCAAAACCCCUGAGUCUUCAAACCCCGCCCCAGAAAAGCUCCAUCAGGAGUAUAGGGUUAGCCAUGAAAGCGUUUCACCGCGUCAGAGAGAAGGGCAGCGUUACGAGAAAGGAGGACGAGGCGAGCCAGAGGAAGAAGGACAAAGACGCAGGCAGCCAAUGUGAUACGCCCAAACUGGCAGAGACCUCCGCUCCGUCCGUGGGCGGGGCGGCCAAGCGCGAGACCGCAGCCAGAGGUCCCGAGGAAAGCAGGCCGAAGAUCAUCAGCAAACAAGCCACCAUCUGCCCUUGGGAAGAGGAGACUACCAGCCCAGCCCAGCAAAACAACACCACCAGCAAAGUGCUCGAAAUAUGCCCCUGGGAGGCAAGAGGGGAAGCAGCCGACGAUCCCCCAGAUGGGUUGGCGCCGGCCGAAGCAGGCAGCGCGGUGGAGAAGAAGGGCUCAAAAGGCACCGGCAACACCAUACGGAGGAAGCUGGAGAGGAUGCGGAGCCAGUGGGAAUCCAUGUGCCCCUGGGAGAACACGGAGACAGAGGCGCCGUCCGCAGAAGCUGACGCAAAGCCCGCCAGCCCGCCUAAAGGGGCUGCAAAGAAAGCGGACAGCGUGGAGAGCAGGAGAGCAGAGGUUUGUCCCUGGCAAACGGAGGAGGCGGACGCCAACGUGAACGCUGAAGCCGGCUCCUGGGAGGUGGCUGAAACGCCACCAGGGAAAAGAAUGAGACAGGGCCUCUCCCAAGAGGCCAAGAGCUCUGCACUGAAAGCGGCAACAGGUCCAUCUAAAACAGCAGACACGGUCAACAGGCAGCGGGAAGCCACCUGCCCCUGGGAGAGCGUGGACACGGAGGAAGCCGCGGUAAAAGCCGACAGGAAAAGCUUUGAUCUGACAAAGAAAUCCGGCAGCGUGGAGAGCAAAAGGGUAGCGGUUUGCCCGUGGGAAAGCGAGGAGGGCGAAGCCAGCGUUAGCCCUGCAGUCUGCCCCUGGGAUGUGUCUCCAGCUCCCUCGGAUAAAGGGAAAUUAAAGCAGGAGAGAGAUGCCGUUUCCAAAGGGGCCGCGAGCCUCUCCCCGAAAGCAACAGCAAGUGCAUCUAAAUUCCUGGAGAAAGGGAGCUGCCCGCGAGAGGCCAUUUGCCCCUGGGAGAGCAUGGACAUGGAGGAAGCCUUGGGAGAAACCAACAGGAAAAGCUGUGACCUGUCCAUCAGCCCAUCAAGGAAGUCUGGCAGCGUGGAGAGCAAAAAGGCUGAGGUUUGCCCGUGGGAAACGGAGGAGGUCGAAACCAGCGUUCGCCCUGAAAUCUGUCCCUGGGAGGCAGCAGAUGCACCAUCAGAGAAAGGGACUUUACUAAGAAAAGCUGGUGUGGCUUCCACAAAGGAGCAGAGCAGCAAGUCAAAAGCAACGGGCCCAUCUAAAGCCCUAGAGCCGGGGAGCAGCCACAAGGGACCCCUCUACUCUUGGGAGACCGUGGAUGUGCAGGAGCCAUCUCUAAAACCAGCUUCCAAACGUUUCCAGCUGCCCAACGUUGCCUCCAAGAAAUCAGACAGUGCUGAAGACAAAAAGGCAGAGGUUUGUCCCUGGGAAAGUGCAGACGUUGAAGCUCACGUUAAAACUGAAAUCUGCCCCUGGGAGGAGGCCGCAAUUCCAUCAGAGAAAGGAGCACAGGAUAAAGUUGGCGACCAUGGCGUCGCCUUGAAAGCAGCCGCGGGUUCAUCCAAACAGCUGGAGAAGGGAAGAAGCCAGACAGAGGCCAUCUGCCCCCGGGAGGGCAGGAGCAUGGAGGAAUCCUCUGUAAAAGCCGACAGGAAAAGCUUUGAACUGUCAAAAGGCCCGUCAAAGGAGAGCAAAAAGGCCGAGGUUUGCCCGUGGGAAAGUGAGGAGGUCGAAGCCAGCAUUAAAGCUGAAAUAUGCCCUUGGGAAGUGUUGGAGGCACCAUCAGAUAAAGGGAAAUUAAGACAGGAUGCAGGAGAGAGUGAUAAAAAGGGUCUAAGAGGAAUGGGAGACAUCCCAGCUAAAAAGCUGGAGAAGGAAAGCAGCCAGCGAGAGUCCGUCUGCCCCUGGGAGGACUUCUCUGUAACAGACACGGGCAACAUUUCAUCGAGGAAAUCUGACAGUGUUGAGAGCAAAAAGUCCGAUAUUUGCCCUUGGGAAGGAUUAGAUCCAAGAGCUGUUGAGAAAGAAAGUGCAACGGCAGAAAGAUGCCUGUGGGACGUCGAAGGAGCCAUGCCCCAUAAGACUGGAAAGCAUGCGGCAGAAACGGCCAGCACAGCUGUCACGGAGACUCCAAUGGCGCAGCAGAAAAAAGCAAAAAGCAAACACGCGGGCCAAGCCGAACACAAGCCGCUGCAUCGCCUUGGGCCGGACGCCAAGCCCCCGAAAGGUCUCAGCCUGGGCAGUAGCACGAGGGCGGAGGUUCUCUCCUGGGAAGUGGGGGUGGCUCCCAUCGUGGGCAGGUGUCUUAGCAAAGGUGGUAGCGUCAUGGCGGACAUCUGCCCGUGGGAAGUGGAAGGGGCGCCCGCGGGGGACAGAGAAACCAGCCAAACCUCGGAGGGGUGCCCACUGGAGGCUGGAGCGGUCAGUCUGGUUUGUGCCACCCCCGCCAAAAGCAAACCAGCAGAAACACGGGAAGAGGAAGCCGGGGGUCCCAGCCCAACCAAAUCAGACAUCUGCCCAUGGGACUGUGAGUAGCUUUUCCCAGGUGGGUGGGACUUUCAUAAAAGGGGAGAAGGCUUCAACCAAUGACUGCUUCAAUUCUUAACACAGCCCAGUGCAUGGCCACGGACCGGGAUGAAGGACGUGACUGAGUCCUACACUAAGGGUAGAGGGUGCGGGUGACAAAAAUCCCACACGCGAAUAUCCGUAAUCCUCUCAGUCACUGGAAAUGAGCCACCUCUCGAUGGGCCACUGCUGUCGGGACAGCUGCACUCUUCUGCCUUCACCGAAAACCCAAGCCAGCUGUGAGACUUUGCACAUUCCGUUCUUCGUCUGUCCACUCGUCGCAAGGUAGCACCGUGUCCUCUUUGUCAAACCCGCCGUGUCGGAAAGCGUUCAGCCACGUUCACCGGCGGCACGCCCGAGACACUCAUCCACAACUGCAACACGCUACACAAAGUCCCAGCGCUCAAGUCAGAGAGAGCAAAUGGGAAGCCUUCAGAGGAGGGUUACGUCGCCGGCGGAACGAGGAGGAAUAGGAACGGCGUCUUUCGUUGUACAAUUCUUCGUUGACCGUUACAGCUAUGUGUCUGUUCGUGGAUCGUCCGGAAGCAUGUGGAACUAUUUGGAGUGCCACUCAUGGGCCCAAACAGCAGGAUAAAUCAAACUUAACAAGGGGUCGAUAAGCCUUACACCCCAAAUGCUGCUCAUCUUUGUCUAACGAACACUCACUUAUUGCUCCCUUGAGUGACUGACCUGGAAGUUUGAAUUUUCCCACGUCACUGACCCUCUCUCCCAGGCGUGAGUCUGCCAAGGCCACCUCCUGCAAGGUACUAAGCAUCAAGUUGUUAUUUAAUGCUGGGAUUACGGCAGAGUCCCCGCUCAGGGUUAGUGCUCCGCUGUGCAUGGUACCGAGUCUGUAAUGACAGUCCUUCCCCCUGCAACAGCUACCAACCGCAGCAAUCGAGGGGAGCGAGCUAGUGGAGAAAACGCACCAAUGGGAGGACGAGGCAACGGGGAAACAGCUGUGUAAGAAGCAACACUCCGGGCGUACAAGGGGAGUCAGGAUUUGAAGAUCAGCGCUAGCGAGAGACUUCCACCAUUGGAAGGCUCGGAUCUUGACCAUCAAUGAAAAGCCAAACGAAACUGAAGGGUGAGGUGGAACAAGGGGUCGGGGUCAAGGCAAAGAGGAGACCAAGUAGGAAAAGAAAGCGGCUUUCCAAGUCAUUGCCAACAGCCUAGCUGGUCUCUCCGAACGCUGCUGCUAUCUUCAUUUCAGCCCAGGAGAACUCCAACGUCUAGUUUAGGUUCUGAAGCUGGAGAGAAGCUGCUGCUUACGUUCCCCUCUGGUCCCGGGUCACUUUGCUUCCUGGAUUUCGAUCCCCACAAAUCCCCUGACCCUGCACCAGUCGUACGAAAUCCGUGCAUCUGCAACGAGCCAUUUUUGUUUCGUUCCAGUGAUGCCCGCUCCGUGCCUGAAUGAUCUAAUUCAACGACCCUCUUUUCUCUGGUCCCAAAAGAAAGUCUCUGCAUGUUUUCCUGGGGAAUCAGCUAACCUUUCGGCCGUUCCACCACUUUGCUUUUAGCAUCCUCUGUAUUAACGAACCCCAGGGAACACUCACUGCAGUACCCGCAGUCCAUCGGCUAACCUCACGGCACCAUUGGGUGAACACCAACUCCAGGGUGUGGAGUGUCUUAACAAGGUCACUCACUUUCUGAAGUACUGUCCUUGAUGGUUACUCCUGGGCAUGUGUCUACACCAUCCCACCCGGUGCGAACACGCCCAGGGCUAUCAUUCCCAGAAGGCCACCAAGCCUCUCCAGGAAGGGGAAUCGUCUGAAUCCACGAGUCGCAAGCCUUCACUUUUAGAAUGCACAGAGAGGGGGGUUUCCCUGGAUGCCUUUUCUGUCCUGGUCAUGACCCACCCUCCAGCCAUUUUCAGAUGGAGCUGAGCCCCGCUAUGCCUGCUGGUAGAAAGCCCAGUGCCGAGAACAACCGAAUACCACCGAAGCCAGAAGAAGGACCCAGUGUAGGGUAGGGCAUAAGCUGGGAGCCUGGCUCCAUGCAGCAGGUUCUUAGGGUCCAGCCCACAGUGGGGCUGGAAGCAGGAUGGGGCUACAGGGUUUGCUACUCAGAUCUGCCCACAUUGCCACCCCACAAAAGGAAGAGAGAGGAGUGAGCAAUAAACCUUCAGGAGAGCUGCAGGGUCAGACCAGAGGCGCUGCUGGGCACAGGCCAAGUGCAUCGGCAGAAGCGCAUAUGGGAGGUCAGAAGUGCCCACCCCGUGCCUGGUUCCCACCAGUGCCUUGCUCUCCCAUCACCACUGCUUGCUGGCUCUCUCUGCUCCUGAAAGCACGGGGCUGUUAUACCACAGAACGCCAACGCAGCUGCCGCCUCCUGGAGCUUCCCACGGUAGGAAACGUGGUGCCCCCACCCGGGCAGAGAGACCAGGGGACAAUUACAGCCCAUGGACAGAAAGAAAUACAAGGGGGAGUUUGCCCCACUAGAAAUGGGGGAGGAACAGCCAAGGGCAGCCUCGGGCUCUGUCCACACCAGGACAAAAGUGCUGUCGAUGUGCAAAAGUGAAAACCGGUCAAACCGAUUUUUCAGCCUCCCGUUGUCGACAUUUCACGGCCACAUGACUAGCUCCCUGUGGAGAGACAGGGCAAAGCAUUGUGGGGGAGCAUUACACAGGGCAGUGUUGCGGGAAGGCAGAGCUGAUCCCUGUGCUUCUUGGGAUUCCCUUGUAGCUCGGAGCUCUCCGUGCUGAGGAACGGCAAAGCAGCACAGCAGCCUCUCCAACCCUCCCCCUGCAGCAGCAGCCUGCCUACUGCUGUGUUCCUGGCAGGGCAGAACAGGAGCAUCCCAAUGAUUUGUUCUUUGUUCCCCAAACGGAGCCACACACUCAGCUGUCAGACAAGUCCUGGAGCUUUGAAAGGGGAGGGGCGCAUGCCUGCAGGGCAGCAGAGAUCCCAAAACACUGAGCAGAGCCAUCAGGGCAGGCAGUGUGGGAUAGUGGCGGAAGCCAGUUCCCUCGACAAAACAAACAGCAGAAUCCACUCUGGCUCUUUAUCAACAAUGAAGGGAGGGAAAAGACAAAAAUCUCUCACGGGGCUGGAAGCUUUUUUGUUGCCAAAACUGGGUGUUUUUCCCAACCAAAGUCACAUUGCCGUAUAAACGCUCUCGCUGUUCUGUUGCCAAAAGGCAGUUUUUGGUGACAAACCAUGCAGGCGAGCCAUUAAGAGUCUCCCCCGCCACACUAGUGGUUAGCUGCCCAGGUAGCACGGAUAUAAGACUAUUACAGAGACAGUGUGGGGAGAGAGAUGCCCGUUCUGCCAACUCAGUCAACUGAUCUGGUCCCUUUCCCCGUCUCUGCAGGAGCCAGGGCUGCUCGGGACAGUAGCUUCCCAGGAUUCACCACCUCUGCCUCCUCUCCCUGGGAGCAGUGAGAUCCGAGACAGCAAAAGGGAAUGUUUUAGCUUUGUCCUCCGUCAUGUGGCUUUGGCUCAGGAUUUGUCUUCUCCCUCCUCCCUUUCCGCAGGCUGUCCUUUACUUUCUUUGGCUACGUCUAAACUACACCCCGCUGU